AUGGCCCCGCUCCACCUUUCCGUGGUGCGGUGCCGGCCCUGGGCCCUCCUCGGCCAAGCCCUCCCAUCGAGCACGGCGGCGACACUGUCCUCCCGAAGCUUUACGGCCUCGGCGCGCCUCGGCGCCGGGCACAACAAAUGGUCCAAGAUCCGCCACGAAAAGGGCGCCGCGGACCGCAAGCGCAGCGUGCAGAACAUUGCCUUCGCCAAGGCCAUCGCGGAUGCUUCUAGAAAAGGAGGCCCCAAAUACAAAGACGGCAACCCCGCCCUCGCCGCCGCCGUCGCCGCCGCCAAGGCCGCCAACGUAACCUCGGCCUUCAUCGAGCGCGCCAUCGCCCGCGGCCAAGCCCGCUCCCAAUCCGGCGCCGCCCUGGAAAAGUCACCGUCGAGGCCCCUGCAGGACCUCAACUCGCUGCACCGCGGCCGCGUGGUGCUGGAGCUCGACGACGCCGCGGGCGCGGGCGGCGCCAAGACGUGCGCCGAGUGGGAGGAGGAGGUCAUGGCCGCCGUGCUGGGCGAGGAGGGCGUGCUCGACGUCGACGUCGAGGGCCGCGAGGCGACGGUCUGGACCGAGGCCGCGGCCACGGGCGCCGUCGUGGCCGUUGCCAAGGAGGCCUUGGGCGUGGAGCCACGGAGCGUGGAUCUCGUGUGGCGGCCCAAGGAGGAUCUCAAGGUCGCGGUCGAUAGCAAGGUGACGGCCUCGUAUAUCAAUGCGGAAAAGGGCGAUAUCCCUGAGGAGCUGUGGGCUAGGAUUCAAGACAACUUGAUCCUGCCGUAG
Molecule: messenger RNA, 777 nt
Organism: Parascedosporium putredinis
Lineage: Eukaryota; Fungi; Ascomycota; Sordariomycetes; Microascales; Microascaceae
Source: the annotation of a GenBank genome assembly